UCAGAACCAAAUCCACAGCUGAAUCAAACGCACACCACACAGUCUACAGCGGAUCUGCUUGCAGAGCUACAUCUUUCAGCGCCUACUGAUCACGACGACAGACAUGGCUUCAUCGCCUCGAGCUUUCGCGUUGGUGUUUUUCGCAAUCGCGGCCGUCGGCUGCACUCAGCUGACCACGGCCGACGACGCGGCUCCGCCCGUGUGGCAGAAGGCGCACGCGACGUUCUACGGCGGCGCCGACGCGUCGGGCACCAUGGGAGGCGGGUGCGGGUAUGGCGACCUGUACUCGCAGGGGUACGGCACGCGGAACGCGGCGCUGAGCACGGCGCUGUUCAACGACGGCGCGUCGUGCGGGCAGUGCUACAAGAUCGCCUGCGACCGGAAGAGGGCGCCGCAGUGGUGCAAGCCCGGCGUCACGGUCACCAUCACCGCCACCAACUUCUGCCCGCCCAACUGGGACCUGCCCAGCGACAAUGGUGGCUGGUGCAACCCGCCGCGGCCGCACUUCGACAUGGCGCAGCCGGCGUGGGAGAAGAUUGGCAUCUACAGCGCGGGCAUCAUCCCGGUUAUCUACCAAAGGGUUCCAUGCAUAAAGAAGGGUGGGGUGCGGUUUACCAUUAACGGGCACGACUACUUCAAUCUUGUGCUCGUGACAAACGUUGCAACCACUGGUUCGAUCAAGUCAAUGGACAUCAUGGGAUCCAACUCAACCGACUGGAUGCCAAUGGUGAGAAACUGGGGUGCAAACUGGCACUCACUAUCGUAUCUCACAGGGCAGACGCUCUCCUUCAGGGUGACUAACAUGGAUGGCCAGACGCUUGUCUUCAAGAACAUUGUGCCAUCUGGAUGGAAAUUUGGGCAAACAUUUACAAGCAAGCUGCAAUUCAAGUAACCAAUUCCCAAAAAUUCAAGAUUGGGUUUCUAUGGCCUGUGACUGAUUUGUCAUGGAUAUUUGCGUUGUGUAUAUAUACACUGUAAAGAGUGUUGGAUUGUGCUUCGGUGCUCGAUUGUUCACGGUUGCACAACUGAUUUCCAUUGUUUAUAUAUAUCUGAUUUAUUGAUGUAUAUACUUAUGUUCAUAUCCAUAUGUAGGGGUGGGUACUUGCACAUGUAUAUCAAGAGAUGUUCAUCCUCUUCAUUGAAUCAAAAUAUCUUCAAAUCAAUUUGUACUA
This is a messenger RNA of Oryza sativa Japonica Group (Japanese rice), 1172 nucleotides long. The record is from RefSeq and is a predicted model, not a curated record. Lineage: Eukaryota; Viridiplantae; Streptophyta; Magnoliopsida; Poales; Poaceae.